Molecule: messenger RNA, 4027 nt
Organism: Drosophila busckii
Lineage: Eukaryota; Metazoa; Arthropoda; Insecta; Diptera; Drosophilidae
Gene: hig
Product: locomotion-related protein Hikaru genki
Exons: 9
Coding region: 423-3161 (912 amino acids)
Source: RefSeq, a predicted model, not a curated record
CGUUGCCAGCAGCAGUUGGCCUAACAAUUUGUUAGCUUUGCUUAAAUCGCGUGAGAAUCUAAGCGAAAAUAAAAGUGAGAAAAUUUAAAGGCAGUGUAACUGACUUGGCGAGUAAACAUAAAUAAAUACUCAACGCAUACACAUGCACAUGCUGUUUGUGUGUGAGUGAGUGAGUGAGUGUUCGUGUAAGCGUUAGCUUGAGUCAAGUGCGUUUCUAUUUUUGGGGCAAGUGUAAAGUGUUGUCAUUGUGUGCAGCGUUGUAAGCGCCUUUAAAGACGCAAGCGAAACCGUUAUCCUUGUGCAUUAGUUUCAAGUGCUUGGGUGCAUCAAUGUCAGACAUUGAUUGACGCAUUGAUCGACAACGAGAACAACAACAACACGAACUAGUACUUGGUGCUGUAAUUUAGUGUUUUUGCCUCAACAUGUGGACUUGGCAACGUCUGCGCCAUAAGCCACUCUGGGCACUAAUCUGCCUAACCAUACUUCUGCUUGUGCUGGACAAGAGCGCUGCCAAUACCGAAGCGCCCGCUGUGGAGAACACCACUACCACGGAGCCAGAUGCCUCGCCGGGCUGUCGUGCGCCGGAUGUGCGCUUCACCAUUGUGAAACCGGAAAUGACAACGGAGCAGCCGUAUGCAAAGUUCGAGACGACGCAGGUCUAUCUGCCGGAGGACUUUACCACCGCCGAUGUGGAGUUUGUGGACAGACAGCAUGCGCCCAAUGAGAAUCAUGCGGCCUUUGUUAAUCCCUACAACAUUGAUCUGGGCGAUGAGGCGGCCAGUCUGGUGGACGAUACGCACAACGCUGGCGCCGUCGAGGAGGAGGAACUGCAUGGCGCUGAGCUGGAGGAGGGCGCCUAUAAGCGUCUCAAUAGCAAUCGCAAGCAGGCCAAGAAGCGUCGCUCGGGCACGGGACGCAGGCGUCGUUUGGAGAAUGCCAAUGGAGAUGCAGCGCGUGGGCGUGGCAGUCGCUAUAAGCGUCAUGCCAUUCUACAUGACGCGGAGGCUUCACCGGAAACGGAUCGUUGGGCUGGGAGCAAGCUGGCGGCGGAUGGCGAUGUCUACUAUGUGCAUAUAGCGGAUAUAUUGAAGUCGCGCGAGCCCAAUCGACAGCUGAAGGCCAAGCUGCAUAAGCUGAAGCUGAAGGCGCGCUGGAAGAAGUGUCUGGCCACGGGCAGUCUGGAUGAGAAGUGUCUGAAGCUGAAGCUGAAGUUGGAGCAGCAGCAGCAGAAGCAUCAGGAGGACAAGGAGCAGCUGCAUCAUCGUCGACGCGGUGACAGUCACGCUGCAGAGCUCGACCAGCGUGACAUGGAACCGCGUUGGCGCAGCCGACGCAGCGCAGCCGCCAAGGGCGACGCUGGCGUCUUGGAGGAUGAGCAAGAGCUUGCUCUAGAGCCGGGCAAUCAGUCGAGCAGUGCAGCAGUGGCCCUGCAACGUGUAAAGCGCAAGUCGGGCAAGACCACGGGUGCACUGAGCCGUCCGAAAGGUGGUGGCGAUUCCAGCUCGAAGACCACCAGUCGCAAGGACAAGGGCAUCUAUGAUGAGGAGACAGGCUACUCUCCCGUGCACACCGAGGACGAGUUCGACGAGGACGAGGAGGAGGAGGAAGAGAUCGAUUUGCUGCAGCAGUUCACCGAAGUGUCCGAAAUACGCUUCCCCGGCGAAAUUGGACCCAUGGGCGAUCGACGCCUUUGCAAAAUUCGCUGUGUCAAGGGCAAGUGGGUGGGGCCAUUGUGUGCCACCAACGAGGAGGAUGACAACGGCAACGUGAAGUUUCAGCCAUUGUACAAGAGCUGCCAUGUUAAUCGCAUUCCGUCUCAUCUGCUGCUCAGCUAUCGCAACAUUUCAGUGACACCGAUACCAUUAAAUCGCGGCUGGCGGAAAACGCGUUUAUCCAAAUCGACACUUGUCUCAAACACAGAAAUUAGCGUUGGCUGGGAUCUGCCGCACGGGCAUUCACUGCAGGCGCGCUGCCUGGAGCUGGGCAUCUACAAGCUGCUCGGCGAGAGUCGGGUGCUCUGCUCCAACGGUCUCUGGGCGCCGCGCAUGCCCAGCUGCGUGCCCACCACGAUACUGACCAACUACUCCGAGGACAGUGCGCCGUCUAUACGCAUCAAGGUCUUCAAUGGCUCCUACUCGUUUGAGCCUUCCGGCGUGAUGGCUGUGACGCCUCACAGCAUCGUCCAGAUGGACUGCAUGUAUGUGCGAGCACGCGGCACACCGGAAUGGACCUGGACCAGCUGGUACAAGCAGUACACCACAGGCUGGUCACCAGCUGGGGAGGAGAAGGCCGUGCGCUAUCGGUUGAGCAUCAAGAACAUUGAGCAGAGAGACUCGGGCACAUUCACGUGCACCUCGCCGCGCGGUUUGACAAACAGCAUUGCCGUGGUGGUGGCCACUUCGACGUGCCCGCAGCUAACGGAACCGCUGUCGCCGCUCAAGCUACGCCUCGAGGGCAAUAAGCUGGGCCAGCGCGCACACUAUGAAUGCCCCGCAGGCUUUCGGCUUGAUGGCGCUUGGAAUGCCACCUGCCUCGCCUCCGGCAAUUGGUCAUCGCCCUCACCCACAUGCCAUCCCAUUCAGUGCCCACGUCUCGUUGUGGAUGACAACCAUCUCAGUCUCAUCGAACUCAAUACAUCGGCCUGGGGGCGUGCGGUGUUCAAAUGCCAAUGGGGCUUCAAGCUAACCGGACCGGCGCUGCUCGACUGUGAGCCAACGGGCGUUUGGAGUGGUCAAGUGCCACGUUGCAAAGUCAUUCAGUGCGUAAUGCCAGUAGCGCCUUUGAAUGGACGCAUUGGAGGCACCAGCCUGAGCCAGCGCCGUCUUACUGUUGGCGCUUUGGUCACGUUCAGCUGCAACGAUGGCCACACGCUGGUCGGCGAGUCCAGCAUCAUUUGCACGGAGAACGGUUUCUGGUCUCACUCGCCGCCAUUUUGCAAAUCGCAGUGCCCCUAUCCAGGCGAUCCACCCAACGGCCUGAUUGCGCCGCUCAAGUUCAACUACGACGCUGGCGACUAUCUGAGUGUCCAAUGCCGGCCCGGCUUCAUUCAAGUCCAAACGAACGAGGAUCACAGCACGGGGCCGCCAGAGCGACCGAAGUGCCAGCCCGAUGGCAAGUGGUCAGGACCCUUACCCAAAUGCCGCAGCUACGAGGAAGUGUAACAACAAUAACAACAACAACAGAAACAGAAACAACAACAAUACUUAAGCAUUCACUUAGCUCUAAGCCAGGCAAACACGUCCCCACCCCACAGUCCAACAGUUGGCAGUCCCCCGAGUAAAAGUAAAUUGAAGCAAGCUAAAAACGCGCUGAGUGAUAUUUAGAUUAAAAAUUAGUCCUGAGGGUAUCAAGGUUUAUUAACUGCAAAUUUUAUUUCAAUUCUUUUCGCCUCUCAAUUCUCUACAAAGUCACUCGCUUAUUGAAAGUUAGGCCCACUUGCAAGUCUCUUCUGCUAUACAAAUAUUUCCCACAAUUUCCAGAUGCAAGACAAACCUGAAGAUUAACAAAAAUAUAUACAAAAAAAAAAUGAAAAAAAAAUAUAUAAAAUUAUAUAUGUAACAUAGCCAAUGUUAAAUGUUAUUAAAUCAAUUGAAUUUCUUUCUUCCAACUCGGUUGCUUAACGAAACUUUUAUAAAUAACAUUUAAUUCCAUAUGAAUUUCGCUUGCAUUUUAUAUAUAGAACAAAACUAAUAUCUCUCUAAUCGUACAGUUAAUUACAGGUAUUUCAAAAGUUACCAAACAUAAUUCAGUAGUUAAACUCUAACAGUGCUGCAAGCGAAUGAAUCAGCUCAAUUUGCUCAAUACUGAUUCAAAGUAGAUUCAUUUGCUAGCAGCCGCUGCUCUAUAUGCAUAGUUUAAGUAAUUACCCCAAGUAUAAAUGUAUUUGUUGGCACAUUUAUAAAUAAAUGAGUUGGUCGAUCGCCUAAAUCGAUGCAAAUGAUUCGUUGGUUAGUUAGUUAGGCGCAGCUUCGGCUGCUAAUGAAAGUCAUAUCGCAAGCCAUAAGCAAAAAUGAAUGAAACGCAUACC